Limanda limanda (common dab) is the source of this 567-nucleotide messenger RNA. RefSeq names its product transcription factor 24-like. The record is from RefSeq and is a predicted model, not a curated record. The coding region runs from base 1 to 567 and encodes 188 amino acids. The transcript has 2 exons. Lineage: Eukaryota; Metazoa; Chordata; Actinopteri; Pleuronectiformes; Pleuronectidae. Gene Ontology annotation, biological process: regulation of transcription by RNA polymerase II; developmental process. Gene Ontology annotation, molecular function: RNA polymerase II transcription regulatory region sequence-specific DNA binding; DNA-binding transcription factor activity, RNA polymerase II-specific; protein dimerization activity.
AUGGUGGGAAGACAGACGCUCCGAAUGGACAGCGGCACUUGCUCCGGGACGGUGGCGGACGAAAGCCCCGCGUCGAGUCCCAGCUCCAGCCCCAGUCCGGACGGUGGUCGCCGGGAGCUCCAGCGGGCCAGGGGGCUCCAGGGGGCCAGGGAGCUCCAGGGGGGCUGCAGCAGCGGCCUCGGGGGCAGGGGGCGGCCGGCGGCGGCGAACGCGGCCCGGGAGAGGAGCCGCGUACAGACGCUGAGGACCGCGUUCCUGGAGCUGCAGAGGACUUUGCCCUCGGUGCCGCCGGACACCAAGCUGUCCAAACUCGACGUGUUGAUACUGGCCACCACAUAUAUUGCCCAUUUGACUCGGACACUGCAGGAGGAAGGUGCGGAGGAGGGAGAGAGCACAAAACAAACAGAGGCGUUACGCUCAUUGAAGGGAGAUGGCUACCUGCACCCUGUGAAGAAAUGGCCGAUGCGCUCCAGACUGUACGUCGGUGCCUCCGGACAGUUCCUGAACAACACACACUCCUCAGAGUCAGAGAACCAAGGUCCAUCAUCGUCCACCUCCAAGAAAUAA